Messenger RNA from Anguilla anguilla (European eel), 2630 nucleotides. RefSeq names its product stanniocalcin 1 (gene stc1). Gene Ontology annotation, molecular function: hormone activity. The record is from RefSeq and is a predicted model, not a curated record. Gene Ontology annotation, cellular component: extracellular region. The transcript is spliced from 4 exons. Bases 191 to 946 code for a protein of 251 amino acids. Lineage: Eukaryota; Metazoa; Chordata; Actinopteri; Anguilliformes; Anguillidae. Gene Ontology annotation, biological process: intracellular calcium ion homeostasis.
CCUUCCAACAUGCACACGAAAAAAUAUAUUACUAUACAGUAUCACAGAAAAGCCCAGAAGAAGCCUUCACAGUGCAUAGCCUACCUAUAAAAUCAGACAAUAUUAGACUAAACAGAUCACAUUUUCACCCGGAGUAGAAAUCGUGCAGAGACUUUAUUCCUUUUCUGCAGAUUCUUAACAUAUAUAAACAAUGCUUCAGAAGACUGGACUUCUCACGCUGCUCGCGCUCAUUGCGUCUGCCUACGAACUGGAUCAGAACGAGUCCUUCUCUCCCAGGAGAACACGCGUCGCUGCGAACAGCCCUUCAGACGUGGCACGCUGUCUCAACAGCGCCCUGCAGGUGGGCUGCGGUGCCUUCGCCUGUCUGGAGAACUCCACCUGCGACACGGACGGCAUGCACGAUAUCUGCAAGGCCUUCCUCUACAGCGCUGCUAAAUUCGACACUCAGGGCAAGGCCUUCGUCAAAGAGAGCCUGAAGUGCAUAGCCAACGGCAUCACCUCCAAGGUCUUCCUCACCAUCCGCCGCUGCUCCACCUUCCAGAGGAUGAUCUCCGAGGUGCAGGAGGAGUGCUACAGCAAGCUGGACAUCUGCACCGUGGCCCGAUCCAACCCCGAGGCCAUUGGGGAGGUGGCCCAGCUGCCCAGCCACUUCCCUAACAGGUUCUACGGCAAGCUGCUGCAGAGCCUGAUGGAGUGCGACGAGGAGACGGUGGACCUGGUGAGGGCCAGCCUGGUGUCCAGACUGGGGCCGGAGAUGGCCAUGCUGUUCCAGCUGCUGCAGAGCAAGGCCUGCCCCCCGCCGUCCGCCGCCGUGCCUGCUGGGAUAGAGGCGCGCGGGGGCUGGAGGUGGCCCGCCAGUUCCCACAUGCUCAAGACCCAGCCCAACCUCCGCAACAGGGACUCCAGCCUCUACGCCAAGAAGCGCGCCACUGGUGACAGCUCAUAAUUACCACGGGAAAAAAAAAAAACAACAACACAGAAACUACGUCCACUGUAACUCCUGCAAAAUAAGCAAACAAACCGAAACUAAACUAAAAAUAAACGCUCCCGUGAGUGUGUGAGGGCAGUUCACAUAUGUGCCCUGAAGUAAAAACUGCUUGUAUGUCAGGUAUAUUUGACAGCUUCCUUAUAUGAAUACAUCUAUUGAACACAUGGACCCUAAAGGGCAGUUUACUCUGUGUUUAACUGACGUAUUCGUAAGUGAACCUGUGUAAGCUACAUUUAACCACAAAUAAGGGAAAGACACGCCGAUCUGAAGCAAUGCUGUUUUUACUUAAAGGUAUCAUAAUUGAAAUAGAUCACUUAUAUAAUAUACUUAAUAUUUUGUAUGUAUUUUCAUUACAGCAAAGUAAAAAAAAAAAAAAAAUACUCUAGCGGAUGAAUGGGUGAUGUAAGACAGAUGACCUGUGCUGUAAAAUAAUGAGCGUAAUAUUUAUUUAUGAGCAUUCUCUUAAGUACCUAAUGACUUCAGUUGUUUGUCUCAGAAUAUGCAGGUUCCAUUUGCCUCCAUGUGUUACAGCUAUAACAGAACCCCUGGAUUGUCACCCAUACAGUUCUAUGCCACAGGUAGGGGCUGUUUAAAAUGUUAGGGGUGGGGGGGUGGGGCUUAAUAAGCUGUACGCAGGACUUAACUACAGAAACACCAAAAACCGAAGACUGACCCCACUGCCAUAUGAAACAGCUGUGAAACAUGGUAUCUGGCAUCCACAAUGCAAUGCCAGAGAACAGGUGAUUAUAUAGAAGCGUAAUAUCCCUGGCUAAAAGUUCACUAUAAAACCUACAGUGCAAAAAAAAAAAACAGGGUGGACUAUGAAAUGUGUUGUCAAAUUCUGCCAAAAAAAGAAGAAUCUAUAUUCACUUAUAUGUGCAAUGUGUAGCUGUAGUAUAACUAAUGAGCAAAACAUUUCCUGAAGCAGAUGUAAGCCACCUCUAUGGAAUGAUGCACAACACACUCCCUGACGAAUAUGACAUAGAGAGGUGGCUCCGAAUACACUGACUUGCAGUGUUGAUUAUAAGGAGAAUGACAUUACUAUUUAAAAGCCUUGUGGUAUAUUAUUAAUAUUUAUUUUCCUACUAUAUUAUUUAAUUUUUUUUAUUUUAUUAAGUUGCCGUGGUUAUUAGUUUUUGUAUGCUAGUUUUAGGUUAUAGAUAUAGAUUUUAAAGUAUGGUUGGUGUUGAAUCUUAAAACGUUGCCAUCCUCCCAGGUGUGUCUUCUGAGGUGACUGAAUAGGUUUCAUGUUAUGACUCUGUGCUGGUCAUGGGGGAACACGUUGGCUAUUCUAGUCAGGUGACCUUCUUCGCUAGUGUUAUAUGGGACCAUAUCCAAAACAACUUAUCAAGGGUUGCAACUUGCGUGUGUGGGUCAAGAGGACUAAAAUGUGUGUAGGUUUAUUACCUUAAAAAUCCCAAUUGUGUUCGUUGGGGACUUUGUGUACAUUUUCCAACUCAGCUCAGUGCAUACAGAUAAAAUGAUAAUGUGACUUACCCAUCGUACUGUACAAGUGACUCUGACAAUUCUUUCUGGAAUAGUGAACUGCAAAGUGUUUGGUGGAUUUAUUUUAUACACUAUGCAAUAUACAGUGUUUGUGAAGAGCCUGCUCAAUCAUAAACGUUUGCCUUGGUGAAUUUUA